CCAAAGUGAGUAGCUCACCUCCAGCGUGUAGGUGAAAAAACUCAAUCGCAAUUUCUUUAAUUAAAUAAAUUAAUACAUGUACAAAUAAAACCACAGUGACUAAUCGGCCAACAAAAGGCUAGAGACGUCCAUGGCGGACAAAUAAAACGCAAUGAAAUAGUGAACGCAACAACAACAGCGUCCAACAACAGCAGCAACUACAACAAAAUGCAUUUCUCAAUACCAGACACACAGGAACAAUAUGCGGAUGGGAGCGGUGGCUCGCCCACAUACACGGUAUACAACAUCUACAUCAAUGGUAACUAUCAUUGCAGCCUGCGUUACAAGCAGCUGCACGCGCUGCACGAACAGCUGCGUAGGCGUUGCACUGACGCUGCGUUACCGCCAUUCCCACCCAAGCGGCUGCUGCCACUGAGCAACAGUCAGCUGGAGACACGACGUGCUGCGUUAGAGCACUACUUGCAGAUCAUUGGUCAGGAUGGGCGAAUCACACGUCUCACAUACUUACAACAGUUUCUGCACCGCGCUCAAUUGGACACAGCGCUGGCCGAGUGCUCGGUGAGCAGCGAGGAUGAGCAGCAGCAGCUUCAAGUGGAGGUGUACAGUGGCUGGGCAGCAGGACCAGGAGGAGGAGGAUCAGGUGGUGUACAGUUGCUGGUCAACUGUCAUGUGCAGCAGAAUGUAAGCGCUCUGCUGCAGUCCGUCUGUCGCAUGCUGCAGCUCCCCGACGAACUAAUACAAUUCUUUUGUUUGUAUCUCAUGCGAAAUGUGGAGGCAUCAGAGGAUGGCUCCUCCUCGCCAGACGAUCCGUCCGCUGUGCUGCUGCUCCGCCGUUUGAUGGACUUUGAGUCGCCAUUCAUUUCGCGCAUGCAUGCGCAGCCCUGUCAAUUGCUCUUGCGCACAUGCUACUGGAACUCGCGAUGGGAUUCAAAGCUGCUGAACAACAGCGUGGCGCUCAACCUACUCUACAAUCAAACGCUGGCGGAUGUGGCACGUGAAUGGGUUAUUUGUACGCCUGAGAUGCGGCGACAGCUGUGCAGCUUGCAGCUGCAAUCGCGACCCUUGCAAUAUCUAGAGCUAGUGCGUCAGCUGCCCUCCUAUGGCUGUUUACAGUUCGGCGCCGCGCAGGUGGACUACCCAGAGCUGGAGACCACAGCGCUGGUGACCAUUGGCAAUCGGGAGCUGAGUUUGCGCACGGCACGUGGUGCCAAAAUCUAUGAGACCAAAUUUCGGGUCACUCGGAUGCGCUGCUGGCGAGUGAGUGCAAUGCAUAAUACGUACGAGUCACGAGAUCAGCCAACUCAGCUGCAGUUAUCUUUCGAGUAUCUGAUGUCGAAGCAAACGCUGCGGUGGAUAACGAUUACCAGCCAGCAGGCAAUGCUUAUGUCUGUUUCGUUGCAGGCCAUGGUCGAUGAGCUGCUGCACAGUGACAGCAAUGGGAGUGGCGGAGCCAGCGGUGGAAGCGAUGAUGAGCAGGAAGCAAGCACAUCUCGUGGCGCAUCGGAAUCGACCACAUCGACGCCCAGCUCAGUCUCCUCGUCCUGCACAACGACAUCGGGUACAUCGACAACGAUGACACCGCCGGUUAAGUUUCUAGCGCAACGCUCAAAGCAGCAGCACAAGCUGACAACGGCUCGCACCUUCGCCGCUGUUUUCUUUCGCAAUGACGAAACGGCUGCGUCCGUGCGCAACGAAGCAUUUGAAGGCAUUGGCGACGAUGAUCUGUAAUCCUUGCGAAUGUUAACUUCCUGGUAGCACUGGAAAACAAUCGAUCAGCAAAAGCAGCUUACUCUCCAUAUGACAAUGUGGUCACCUUAAUUUCCAAUUCCAUUGGCUAUCCUUGAUAUACCGCACUACUAAUACUACUACUACGACAACUACGAUAAUGGAAGUGCUUUGCGCUUUUCGAACGUUUUCCAGCACAGCUGCAACAAUAUGUGUGUAUGUUAUAAGUGUAAAAAAUUGUUGUUUACUUCAUUUGUAAACAGCGCGUCGCCAAAAUAGUUUGUUUUUAAAGAAAUUGAAACUAUUAGCACAAAUCUAACUGUUAUUCGUAAUACAUAUAAAUAUGUUAUGCAGCACAAAGGCAUACAACGAUAUGAUAUGACGAAUUGAACGGUACUUUACCUACAUAUAUACCUUUCCUUGCCCCCUACCGUACCCUUGGUGCUGCCAAAUGUAAUGACAAAAAUUGAAACUCAAAUGUGCAUUUUAUUAUGUUAAAGACAAAAGUAGUUUUUAUUAUCGAAAUACAUAUGAGAUGGUCAGAUUGUCGAAAUGAUAAUUGAUUAAAGAACAUUGUGUUGUGUUUAACAAUGCUCAUUAAGAACUAUAUAC
Molecule: messenger RNA, 2337 nt
Organism: Drosophila hydei
Lineage: Eukaryota; Metazoa; Arthropoda; Insecta; Diptera; Drosophilidae
Gene: Snx17
Product: sorting nexin-17
Exons: 1
Coding region: 208-1728 (506 amino acids)
Biological process (GO): intracellular protein transport
Cellular component (GO): early endosome
Molecular function (GO): phosphatidylinositol binding
Source: RefSeq, a predicted model, not a curated record